Messenger RNA from Labeo rohita (rohu), 1006 nucleotides. RefSeq names its product family with sequence similarity 228 member A (gene fam228a). NCBI's taxonomy places the organism in Eukaryota, Metazoa, Chordata, Actinopteri, Cypriniformes, Cyprinidae. Bases 124 to 930 code for a protein of 268 amino acids. The record is from RefSeq and is a predicted model, not a curated record. The transcript is spliced from 8 exons.
AUUAGUGGUACAAAUACUACAAAUACCAUAUUUGACAUUAGCAAUUUGACUCAUUUUAAUUCUGAAUCUUGUAGCACCUUCUGGUUUAGACUGUGUCUUCAAACAGCUGUCAUCAGUGAACUGAUGAACUUCAGUCAGGCAGGACAUUUAUUUAGAAACAGAAUAAACCUCCGACAAACCAGCAUGAUGACACAAACAAAGACUGAAGAUGACACUCAAUGCACCCUUUCUCUCAGCUCCAAAAAACACCUACUGGAACAGUUACACUCUGAACAGCAAGAGGUUGAUGCCAUUAUACAGCCGCUGCUGGAGACUGAGGCUGGAUUCAUAAAGAAUCGUUUGUGUUUGUUUGUGUCAGUACAGAAUCUGGAUCACUACCUUACUCAAAGAGACACACUGGACCUGAGGAAGCGUAAGCUGUUGCAUAAACGCUGGACACAGAGUGUGUGGCUGCCAGUACAGCAGAGUAUUGAGCAACAUUUUACACACCAUGGCUAUACCGAGACACAGAAGAUGAGGAGCAUGCAUGCACACUAUAUCAACUACUGUAAUGCUAAGGGUUUUGUGUUUCUAGAGAGUUAUGAUCCUCUGGAGUACAACCCCUUUCAGCAUUAUUUCAACGCACCACAUUAUCGCAAAAUUUCCACCCCAGCACUGGAGGAUCCUCUGUCUUUUCAGUCACGAGCCAGGAUUAAGGAAAAGACAGCAAUACUUCGCUGCCAAACAGGUCACCUAUAUCGCCGUCAACAAGUGGAGGAACUUCUCCAGAGUCCACCUAUUUCCCAACAGAGCCGUAAACAGUCACAAGCCAAAGCCUCAAGAGAUACUGCCUCAGAGAGACUGUUUAGAUCAAGGAGCACAUGCACUCCACAUGUGGCUUCGGCAGACGGACGGUGCUUCCCCCCUCAGUGCUGGUCCUGUUGUUGUUGAUGAUAUUAUUCAUUAGGGCCUUAUGAACAUCAGUUUGUAUAGACACAUGGGUCUUCCAUUACUGAGAAUGGUGCUU